CAGGGCCCAGCGAGCUCACCAACGCAGCGAAGCAGCUGGGGCGCCAAGUCAAGGAUGUCGAGCCGCUGCUGAGCCAGCUCAGCAUCAGGACCUCCCAGAGCCAGGUGCACCUCAUCGCCAAGCCCAGCGCCUUGAAUGUGCCGCCCUGGCACAUGGUGAGCUCCCUCCUGCAGGUGCCGCUCCGAACCGCCACCUGGUGGGCGCACCCGCAGAUCAACUCCACGAAGAAGGCCUUUCAGCCAGGGUGCUGGCACAGCGAACUGAAGCCCCCGCUGGAGGUCCAGGUGGCUUUGAGCGGGCAAUGGGCGGGCAAGACCUUCAGCUUCAGAGGCCUUGCCUCUCCGGAUGCCAACCAUGCCAAGAUGGCGCACAGCAUGGACGGCUCCAACCUGGCCGUCUUGGCUGACAUGAACCAGCAGGGCAUGCUCAGCGACGAUGGCUCCAAGGAAGGUUGCAGCACUUCUCAGAACGGCCGCGGCGGGCUGUUCUUCGUCCUCCAAGACAGCACGCUGCAUGAUGGCCUUGCAAAGCUGCUCACGGGUGACACGGCCGACUACGCCGGAGGGUCGCCAUCUCCUUCGCCAUCUCCCUCGCCAUCUCCCUCGCCAUCUCCCUCGCCAUCUCCCUCGCCGUCACCGACGGGGUGCGGCGGCGCCGGCGUGAAGUGGAACACGUGCAAAGCGUCGGGCUGCAAGUACGUGAAGAAGGAGAACGCGGAGGCGUGCGGCGUGCCAGGCUAUGGCUGUUUCCCUGAGAAGUCUCUGAAGGCAGGAUGCCCGGAGAGCCUAGAAGAAAUCCACAAGUGAGCACCAGCGGCAGCUUUUUUUGCAUUGACCCAAUUGGGGUCAAUGCUGGAAGGGGACUGGGGCACACAGGUUGCACAUGCCA
Effrenium voratum is the source of this 888-nucleotide messenger RNA. Lineage: Eukaryota; Dinophyceae; Suessiales; Symbiodiniaceae. The record is from the annotation of a GenBank genome assembly.